Manduca sexta (tobacco hornworm) is the source of this 1570-nucleotide messenger RNA. RefSeq names its product glutathione S-transferase 1-like. The coding region runs from base 460 to 1227 and encodes 255 amino acids. Gene Ontology annotation, molecular function: glutathione transferase activity. The transcript has 7 exons. Gene Ontology annotation, biological process: glutathione metabolic process. NCBI's taxonomy places the organism in Eukaryota, Metazoa, Arthropoda, Insecta, Lepidoptera, Sphingidae. The record is from RefSeq and is a predicted model, not a curated record.
AGAUAACAUGGAAAUAUGACGCCUGCUAUCGCAUGUUGUAAUACGACACUUAUAACCAAAACAAUAUAUCUUUAUAACAAUAUCAUUUGCUUACUUAUACGAAUGUUGUUAUUUUAAUAUUACAUAUUAUUUAUCACCAUAGUUUUUUACGUGGAUUUUUGCUUUAAGUAAAUUACACAGACAUAAAGAGAAGCAUCUGUGGUAGAGAAUAUUAUUGCUUUUUUUAUCCACCCCUAUCCCAUUUGUAAUUAGCAAGCUAAGUUUUAAUUUUCAAUUGUCCGAAACUUUUUAAAACUAGCAAUCAGUCAAAUCACUUUUGAUUUUUGUCCUGUCAUUGAAUUCAAAUUUUUGUAACCUCAUAACAUUAAAGCCAUAUUAACAUUUUUGGACACAAAAAAAUGUAAAGAAAAUCUCAGUAAAUCAAUUCGUUAUAAAUUAUGUAAAAAUCUAAAAAAAAAUAUGGGAGCCGGAAGAAGUAAAGCGGUGGCCUCGGGUUUGAAGUACUGCACAUUAUGGAAGGCAGACCGCAGUCCCGCGUGCAGAGCUGUUAUGAUGGCACUGGAUUCAAUGGAUUUAAGUAUAACCGAAGUUGAUGUAAACUUGGAUAAAGGAGAGCACAGAGCUCCAGAAAUUGCCGUAAUGAAUCCAUUACAAACGCUACCUAUUCUGAAGGAUAGAGAGCUGGUUCUUCACGAUAGCCACGCCAUCUGCACGUAUCUUGUAUCGCGGUAUUGUAGCUCGAGUCGCUUACUUCCACAAGAUCCUGGAGGAAGAUCGGUGGUCGAUCAAAUACUCCAUUUCAACAGUAGUAUAUUGUACCCAAGAUUUCAAGCUGCGGCGUAUCCCAUCCUAUAUGAAAACUGUAACUUCGUGUUGCCGCAGCAAAUCUAUGAUAUUGAAAGUGCCUAUAAAGAUUUGGAGAGUAUGUUGAUUUCCAAACAAUGGUUUACAGGAUGCUGGCCAACCCUCGGAGACAUUGCUCUUUGCUCUAUUCUUAGCACUUUAGAUGUUUUAGUACCCAUAGACAAAACCAGGUACCCGCUACUGUCGAGUUGGCUUUAUCGCAUGUCAGAAGAAGGGUUUUAUCUCACGGCUAAUAAAAAAGGACUUGGCGAGUUCUCGAGAAGAAUAGAUUGUGGCUGCGCCUUUGACGACAAAAUAUUCAAAUGUCCAAGAAGUUCUCUCAGAAGACGAGCACUUAUAAGCACACAGGAAACAAAAACCUGACAUAAGGGUCCACCUUAGGGACCUGGGCACCGCGGGCGAAUUUUUUAGGCGCUUCGUGUGUUGUAAAUUAUUUUUUGGUUCUCAAGUAUUUUUAUGGGUAACGCCUUAUCAGCUCUCCUUGAGGUCGGUAGGGACUGGCUAACAAUCUUCAUUCUUCAAAUUUAUUAAUUCUUGUACUUAUAACAAAAUUAACGAAUAAUAUUUUGUGAACAAUUAUCUAGAUUUUGAAUAAUGGUCCUGAAAAGUAAUUUUAUAUUCCAUGAUUGUUUGCGAGACGAAAACAUUACUACUUUAUCUACAUAAUUACCAUUACUGUAAAUAAAUCUGAUUAUAAUCCGACAAA